Messenger RNA from Hermetia illucens (black soldier fly), 1696 nucleotides. It is a transcript of the gene rho-4, whose product is annotated as protein rhomboid. Lineage: Eukaryota; Metazoa; Arthropoda; Insecta; Diptera; Stratiomyidae. Gene Ontology annotation, cellular component: membrane. Gene Ontology annotation, molecular function: calcium ion binding; serine-type endopeptidase activity. The coding region runs from base 330 to 1472 and encodes 380 amino acids. The transcript is spliced from 5 exons. The record is from RefSeq and is a predicted model, not a curated record.
UUGGCUGGUGAUUGCUUGGCAGUUGUUUUCGAUGUGGCUGAGUGGGUAGGUUGGGUUAUGUGCGUUUGCCGGCGAGAUUCCGCGGUUGAAUGAGUCAUUAGUGUUGGAAAGAGUUUGAGAGAAAGCUAUUGUGACUCGCAUCGUUUCGCGAAAUUGUAUUGAAUUGCAUUGAACAAGGAAAUGCAUAAAUGGAUCGUUAGUGGAAUGAGGAUGUGUAGCUUUGUGUCGAUUUAAUUAUGCUAACCGGUUUCCGCUCAAGAAUCUUACUCCCGUUACGAAGUGUCUAGUGUGUAGUUUUAUUGUGAGUGAUCAAAACAAAGCCAGUAGUCAUGUCGCAAAAUCAAAUCAGCGGGGACAUCCCACCUCAGAUCCGCCAGGAAGAAAUCCCCUUGCGUCGGAACGACUCUGUCCCAUUGACCAGGGAGCAGCAGAAGUGGUACGAGCUGUUUUGCAAGUAUGACACCAACGGCGAUUCCCGACUUACAAUUCAUGACUUGAAGGUUAUGAUAAAAGACCACCGAUGUGCCGAGCUACCACACGAUAUGGCGCAGCGUAUUCUAAAACUAUCGGAUACAGAUAUGGACGGGUAUCUUAGUUUUGAAGAGUUCUACAACAUGUCCCAGAAACAUCAAUGGCUGUUUAAGGAUUUUCUGGUGACAUACUGUCGAAGAGUAAUUCCAUCCCCUCAUCGUGUAGUAGGGGAUCAACUGGAUGGAGCGUAUGAGCGUGAAAUGACAUUCUGUCCACCACCUCUGACAAUGAUUGUUUUUUCAUUGCUUGAAAUUUUAGCUUUUGCCAUAGAUGUUGCAUAUUGGGGCGAACGUAUAGAAGAUGGGAAAAUCGGAUUAAGUACAGAUGGUCCAGCAGCGACACUUUUCAUCUACAAUCCUUAUCGAAGAUAUGAAGCCUGGCGAUUUAUGACGUAUAUGCUGGUUCAUGUUGGCAUCAUGCAUCUUAUGAUGAAUCUUCUGAUUCAAAUUCUUCUUGGAGUUGCAUUGGAAUUGGUGCACCAUUGGUGGCGUGUUUCCUUAAUAUAUUUAGCAGGAGUUAUUGCAGGCUCCAUGGGAACGUCUUUAACCAGCCCACAAAUAUUUUUGGCUGGCGCAUCUGGAGGAGUUUAUGCAUUGAUUACUGCACACAUAGCCACAAUUAUUUUGAACUGGUCAGAAAUGGAGUAUGCAAUUAUCCAGCUUCUUGUGUUCCUUGUCUUCUGCGUAACUGAUUUGGGGACUUCAAUUUAUCGGCAUGUUACUGAUGUGCAUGAUCAAGUUGGUUAUAUGGCACAUCUGUCCGGUGCUUUGGCUGGAUUGCUGGUUGGAUUUGGAGUUCUGCGAAAUCUGGAAGUACGAAAAUGGGAGAAGUAUGCCUGGUGGGUCGCAGUAAUUGUUUACUUGGCAUUAAUGGCAACUGGAAUUUUCAUUCAUAUUUUAUGUCCUGACUACUUUGCAAAGCAAGUUUAUAGUUAUAAUUAAAGCUGUGACUAGUUUGUGAACCUGAAAAAAAAUAACAACUUUGUGCCUUAUUAGGGACACAUGAAUUUACCGAAGAAUUUUAUGGACAUAUUUUUAAUUUUAAUUCAGAGUAUUUCGUACAUUAUUGUACAAUACAAUUGAUAGGUUGUAGUUUCGAUGUAAGCACAAAGAAUGAAUUGUAUUAAGUUUUUUGUAUUUAUUAAAUUUUUUUGAUUGAUUACAAA